UUGACAAUUAUGAAGGUACGCAACGCUAGAGGCGCGCCGUUCACUUGUUUACUGCCGAGAACAUUUGGUUUGGACGUAACCUCCGAUCGGAAAGGCCAACAUGACCGUUGUUCGUCUCAGAAAUUAAGGUGUGGGCAGCAUAGCUAAAGCAUCUCCGGGUAGCAGUGGUCAGAUGUCUUCAGCAUCUUCAGCUGUCAUCGGGCCUCCUUCCUUCGGCGACUGAACCGGACUAGCUGCUUGGACCUCGUGACUUGGGGGUAAAAGUGACAGCAGUUACAAGCUUCCUAAAUCUCGAGUGUCUUUUAACUCUCCAAACAAAUUCAUACCUGCUAUUAUGGCCACCAAAGGAAGUAAAAUUUUUGAUGAAGCUGAUCCACUGGCGGAUUUAUUACUCUCAGAUGAAGAUUCUUUGGGCUCGAGAAAGGAAAUGAGCCAAACAAAUGUUGCCUCUCCGAAGGAAACCUCUCUGAGCGCUGUUGGUGUUGACCCAACAAAGCCCGGAGCCUUCAAGAGAGACAGAUCGCAGGUUAUAUCUGAACCGUAUGGUUUGGGAAGUGAGGAUGCCAAGGAGGAGACUCCUGCUGGUAAUGCUGGCAAGGUUGAUGGCAAUCACCCCGAGCUCUCCAUUGCGCAUGCCUCUGAUUGGCUUGGGAUCAAAAGUCCUGUAAAGACCUCACCUGUGAAAGCAGGUCAAAUAGAAACUCUGCAGAGCAUAGUUAGCAUCAACACUAGUGUGCUUAAUUCCCCGAAGAAGGCUGGUGAUAGAAAAAUAGACCAUGAUGAAGACCAUCUGGAAAGAAUAGGUUUUAGCAACAGGAAACUGUCUAAAAUGUUGGAUUCGGUUGCAGGUAAAGUUGGGGCAACUUCAAAACCCAAGUCAAUAAUGGAUGAUCUGUUUGGAAGCAUUGUUACAAGUACAAAUAUAGAUAAAUUGGCAAGUAGCCAGGUUUAUUUAGACAAAAAAGAUGACAUUAAAGAUGUUUCUCAGGUGUCUAACCCUUUGUCGUUUGGUAGCUAUGCACCAUCUGUUUCUACUGCUAGGGAGCCACGUAGAUCAGCUCUAAGACAUACUUCUAACGUGACGAAUCCACUGGGGAUAUUCAUUCCAUCUGCCCAAGUGAGCAGUCAGGACCAUGCUGGCGAAGGCAGCAUCGAUACACCAGUACCCUCUGCAAGGUACGACUCGGCCACUCUGCAGCGUGUGUCAAGCGGUGAUGGUGCAAAGCCUGAUCCCCAGACGCAAGUGGCUGCUGCCGAGACCUCCAGGCCGUGGACACCAAGCAGUGGUCCAGGUGGUGCGAUGCAUGUCCGAGGACCAGCCUCUCCGAGGCACCAUCAUGGCAACCCUGCCACCAGCAGUGCUAAGCUGCCGGAGUGGCUGGGCGGGGGAGUGACCUUGGCAAAGGAAGAGUCUGCCAUGGCCACAGUGCACCAGCAAGUGUCUGAGGCUCUGGGCGAUCCUCAGCAUCCCGAACUGGGUGAUGGUGUAGGUGGAGCACUGCUAGUGGGUGCCCGGAUGGACCAGGAAGUGGUGGCAGCACUGCAGCGCCAGGAGACACAGCUGGUGGCAGCACUGCAGGUGCAACAGCGGCAGGGGCAGUUGGCAGAACUGCACAGGCGCCAACAGGAGCUGCUUCAGCGUCAGGAGGCUCAGCUGAGCGAACUGGUGAUGCGCCAGGUGGAGCGCCAGCGCCAGUUGGAGAGUCAGUUGGCCAGCCAGCAGGAGCGCAUCGCCACCCAUAUCCAGGCGUUGCUGUCGCAGCCAGUUGUCCUGCCUACCCCAGAGCAAUCAGCGGUUGGCCCUACUGCAGAGGCAUCUGUGCAGUCUUCGCAACCCACAUUUGCUGGUGUGGUUCAGCCCUCAGCCACAGAGGUGAGCUACAGGGGUGAGCUGGAGCGACUGGAAGACUCGUACAAGCGCCAGAUCGCGCUGCUGGAGUCUUCGCUGGAGCGAGUGGAAGCUCGGCUGUGUGCGGAGAACGCACGGCUGGAGACCGAGUACCAGGCUCGCAUCACCAAGCUGCAGGAGGAGCUGCUAUCGGUUGAAGAAGCACACAAGCAGAAAGUGGCAGCUCUGCAUCAAGAGAGGUUGGUAGACCUGCAGCACCUGAAAAAGCUGUACCAGCACGAAGUGGAUGACCUGCGAGAGCACUAUGUGAGGGUGGCAGCCCUGGAGCAGGACAACUCCCUACAGACCAGGUUGCAUCUGAGAUCGCAGAGUGGCGGCAGGUCGCUGCAGCUGCUGGGGGAGAGCAGCGCUCGGCUGGCCUCGCUGGAGGAGCGCGCGGACGACCGGCAGCGCUCGGAGCUGGACGAGCGCUCCGCGGCGCUGCGGGCCAGGGAGGCAGAGCUGAAGACCGCGCGAGAGGCCAUGGAGCGGCAGCGGCUGGCCUCCGAGGAGGAGCGCGCGCGGCUUGUGGGGCUGGUGACAGAGCUGGAGCUGCGCGUGGCCGAGCAGCGCGGGGAGCUGGAGAGCCGGGCCUGGGAGCUGCGGCAGGAGGCGGCGGUGCUGGAAGCUCGCACCCGCGCGCUGGAGGGCGAGCGCCAGCGCAGCCUCGCACGGCUGCAGCACGAGCGCCAGCAACUGCAGCAGCUGAAGCAGAGCGUGCUGGAGGAGAAGAAGCGUGUGAGUCAGCAACUGCGGGAGGAGCAGCUCAAACUAAGUGCUGAGAAGUCCCGCCUGGAGGCGAUUGCACGCCUGCGGAGUCCGGUCACGCCUGCACCUGCAGUCGAUGUGGAGCAGAUACAAGCGGAGGCAGAGGCGACCAUGUUAGUGGCCCGGGACGCAGCACGGCAGGCCGAGGUGGAGAGAGAGAAGCUGGCAGAACAGAGGAGGCUGCUGGCGGCCGAACAGCGCAGACUCCGCGAGGUGGAGAGCGAGUUGGCCAUCCGAUCACAAGAACUCGACGUUCUUGGGGAGGUCUCGGCGGCUACUAAGGAGGAGGGCCUGCGCAUGCUGAGGGAGAGUUGGGAGCUGCAGCAGCAGCAAGCCACCUGUGCUGCCGCGCACCAGACACAGCUUUCCCAGCUGCAGGAGCGAGAGCGCAAGCUGGCUGAGGAGAAGAUGGCGUGGUCGCAGGAGCGACGUGCUCUUCAGGCAAGCAUGCAGCAGGAGCGGUUCUGCUUUCUCUGCCGCUCACUGCUGGAGCACCCCAGACCGCUGGCUCCUCCCACCUACCAGCCUGCCCACAAGCACUUUGUGGACCCAGAGCAGGUGAUCCUCAGGCUAGCAGGGGAGCGGGAUCAGGACGCCUCUCGCUCCAACCUCGUGGCAUCCCUCGUCAGCAAGUGACUCCGCAAUAUGAAGUUGCUUUUUCUUUCACAAGAUAUUGGGCAGGUUAUGUAACCUGCGUUCAGUUUAACAGUUGUAGAGUGUAUUUGUUGUCAUACAAUUUAUAUAAAAUAUUGUUGCAAAAAUAAAUUUUUUCACAAUUUCGUGUUUUUUCCCAUGCUUUUAUUAGCUUGACAUGUAUGUAUGA
Molecule: messenger RNA, 3479 nt
Organism: Bacillus rossius redtenbacheri
Lineage: Eukaryota; Metazoa; Arthropoda; Insecta; Phasmatodea; Bacillidae
Gene: twy
Product: trichohyalin
Exons: 14
Coding region: 335-3292 (985 amino acids)
Biological process (GO): cilium assembly; establishment of epithelial cell polarity
Cellular component (GO): ciliary basal body; ciliary transition fiber; centriole
Source: RefSeq, a predicted model, not a curated record